This is a messenger RNA of Choloepus didactylus (southern two-toed sloth), 1314 nucleotides long. RefSeq names its product olfactory receptor 2AE1-like. Gene Ontology annotation, cellular component: membrane. The transcript is spliced from 4 exons. NCBI's taxonomy places the organism in Eukaryota, Metazoa, Chordata, Mammalia, Pilosa, Megalonychidae. The record is from RefSeq and is a predicted model, not a curated record. The coding region runs from base 364 to 1290 and encodes 308 amino acids. Gene Ontology annotation, molecular function: G protein-coupled receptor activity; olfactory receptor activity. Gene Ontology annotation, biological process: G protein-coupled receptor signaling pathway.
GUGAUAAAGAAGACUUUAGCUUCCUCCAGCUCACCUACUAAAUGGCCAAGCUCAUCUAGACACUCCUGAAUUAUGGAAUUCAAGAUGCAAUGAAGCAGGUAAUGUGAGAUGGUAGAAUUCACUUACCUGAGGACUCAAGCUAAUGGCCUUUUUCCAAGAUGAACUGCAAUGCACCUCACAGCAUCUGGAAUGUGGUAUCAGCACAGGAAAUGAGUUACUUCCACAGCAUUUUGUUCAUAAGAAAUGCACCUUUCAAACUGGAAGACAGCUUUAGCUGUUGGAAAAUAAAUGGGCUUUUUACAAAAAUGAUGAAAUGAUAAGAAAAUUCAAACUCUCCAUGAAGUUUCACAGUGUAUAGGAAACAUGGGGAGAGGAAAUGAGACUUCUGUAGAUGGUUUUACCCUCCUUGGACUCUUCCCAGAAAUGAGACAUGCUGGCUUUCUCAUCUGCACCAUUCUCCUUGUCUAUGCUGUUGCCAUCACAGGAAACACCACCCUCAUCCUCCUCAUCUCUCUGGAUCCCCAGCUCCACAGCCCCAUGUACUUCCUGCUCAGCCAGCUCUCCCUCAUGGACAUCUCCCUCAUCUCCACAACUGUCCCCAAGAUGCUAGCCAACUAUUUCUCAGGGACAUCAGCUAUAUCAUACAUUGGCUGUGUGACUCAGGUCUAUUUAUAUUCCUCCCUUACAGGCAGUGAGUGCAUUCUGCUCACACUGAUGGCCUAUGAUAGAUACAUGGCUAUUUGUAAUCCUUUAAGAUAUGUGGUUAUUAUAAAUUCUGAGACUUGCCUGCAGAUGUCCAUUAUGUCUUGGUUAGGGGGAGCACUAAAUGGCUUAGUGCAAACUUUCUUUACAAUGCACUUUCCCAGAUGUGGCUCAAAAGAAAUCCACCAUUUCUUCUGUGAGCUAGAAGCAGUCCUCAAGCUCUCAUGUGAGGACACUUCAACCUAUGAGACAGUUGUGUUUCUAUCUGGAAUCAUAUUGAUCCUUAUUCCCUUCAGCCUUAUUCUGACCUCCUACAUUUUUAUCUUCCUCACUGUUUUCCACUUAAAUUCUACCAAGGCAAGGCAUAAAACUCUUGCUACCUGCUCUUCCCAUCUACUGGUGGUGCUUUUCUACUUUGGUCCUACUAUGUUGAUUUACAUGACUCCCAGAUCCUUGCACACCACAGGGCAGGAGCAGGGUCUCUCUGUCUUCUACACCAUCCUCACCCCCAUGCUGAACCCCCUCAUAUACAGCCUAAGGAACAAGGAUGUAAGAGAGGCUCUGAGGAAAGUUCUGAGAAAAGUCUAGUUCUAAAUAGGAUCAUAACAUUCA